AUGGGGGUGACGCCGCUGCACCAGGCGGUGGUGUCGAGGUGUGGGGAGUGUGUGGAGAGGUUGGUGAACGAGAGCGAGAUAGAGUUGGACGCGAGGGACAGUUUGCUGAUGACGCCGCUGUGCUUGGCGACGAUUUUGGACGAUUUGAGGACGGUGGAGGCGUUGGUGUCGAGGGGGUCGGAUUUGGAGGCGGGGGACGAGAUGGACUUGACGCCGUUGCACCACGCGUGCGCGUACGGGUACUUGGAGGUGGUGUCGUUUUUGCUGGGGAACGGGGCGGACCCGACGAUAGCGGCGAUGAUUGACGACACGACGCCGUUCGACCAGGCGAGUUCUCACGGACACUACGAGGUGUUGGAGAAGUUGUUCGAGUACCGGAGCUACACGAGUCGCGGGAGCGAGAAGGCGAUAGCGUUGGCGAGUGCGAACGGCCACACGAGGCGGCGCUGA
Molecule: messenger RNA, 450 nt
Organism: Schistocerca gregaria
Lineage: Eukaryota; Metazoa; Arthropoda; Insecta; Orthoptera; Acrididae
Product: poly [ADP-ribose] polymerase tankyrase-2-like
Exons: 2
Coding region: 1-450 (149 amino acids)
Molecular function (GO): protein binding
Source: RefSeq, a predicted model, not a curated record